GUACAAUAGAACAUAUAGCCGCAUGUGUAAGCUGUGAAUUUAAUGCGAUUGGUUGGCUUUUGUUAAAACCAACCUAUAAAUUUCUACUUUACUCACGAUCCAUAGGUGUCGAUAACAAUUCCCCUGGGAAUUAAUUAGUUCUAUCGUUGUAUCUGCGUAAUAGAGAUAAUUCUAAGAGCAAAAUGUUGGAACCGACUAAGCAAGCCUUAACAGCGGGCAGAUUAAUUUUGGCCAGUGGAUCACCAAGAAGAUAUGAAAUAAUACAAAAAUUGGGCUUAAAUUUUGAAGUAGUAAUAUCAAAUUAUGAUGAAAAUUUAGACAGAUCCAAAUAUAAAAGUCAUGGAGAAUACAUUCAAGAUUUAGCAAAAUUCAAAGUUCAUGAUGUAUAUGAACGUUUGAAAAAUGAUCCUGUUAUACCAUCUUUAAUCAUAGGUGCAGAUACUUUUGUAACACUAGAUGAUACUAUUUAUGGAAAGCCAAAAGAUGAAUCAGAUGCAUUUCGUAUGUUAUCUCACUUUGCGAAUAAAGAGCAUGUUGUUUAUACCGGAGUGUGUCUGAAAACGCCAAAGAGAGAAGUAAAAUUUUAUACAUCUACAAAGGUAAAAUUUGGUGAUUUAUCGGUUGAUCAAAUAAAAGCGUAUAUAAAAACAGGAGAAUGUCUAGAUAAAGCAGGAGGAUAUGGUGCGCAAGGUGCUGGUGGUUGUUUAAUUGAGAGCAUAAGCGGUGACUUUUAUACUAUAAUGGGAAUAUAAAUUUCAUUCUUCGAG
Molecule: messenger RNA, 767 nt
Organism: Vespa crabro (European hornet)
Lineage: Eukaryota; Metazoa; Arthropoda; Insecta; Hymenoptera; Vespidae
Product: dTTP/UTP pyrophosphatase
Exons: 5
Coding region: 183-752 (189 amino acids)
Molecular function (GO): nucleoside triphosphate diphosphatase activity
Source: RefSeq, a predicted model, not a curated record